CUUGUCCAGCGGUGAAGACCUGAGGUCGUUCUGGCAGCUGGCUGCACCUCUGGCCUCGUAGUGACCCACAAAAGCGCGGUGAGAGAGCACUACCUACUCGCGUGCAACAGCACACUCCACACAGAUGACCGACACCACCACCUGCGGCCCUCGUUCCUAGCACCGCUCCCCCUUGCACCGCCCUCACAACCCCCCGCGCCCCAUUCCCCUUCCACAUGAGUGCGCAAAUGGCACCCGCGGAGGCGCCGUUGACCCCGACCGCCGUCUCUUGUCCGGCAAAGGUGCUAGUCGCCGGCGGUUACCUGGUGCUCGACCGCAACUACACUGGUCUUGUGUUUGGUCUCGAUGCAAGAAUCCAUUGUAUAGUCGAGCCGAUCAAGUCGACGUCGGGCGUUUCCAUCAGUGAGAUUGUCGUGAAGAGCCCGCAGUUCCGUGAUGCCAUCUGGGAGUAUGGAUACCGCGCGAAGGAGCGGGAUGGUGGCGUGAGCGUGCAUACGUUGAGCGUCGGCCACAACCAAGUCAUCUCCCGCAACCCCUUCAUCGAGACGGCGCUCACUUACGCCCUGACCUACAUAUGGACACUCACACCCACCCGCAUCAUCUCACCGGCCUCGAUCCGGAUCCUCGCCGACCAAGCAUACUACUCCAACCCGGGCACCCGCAACUCCUCAUCGCGCUUCCUCGACUUCAACGUAUCCCUUAGCGAAGCGCACAAAACCGGCCUCGGCUCCUCCGCCGCUCUCGUCACCUCCUUCACCGCAGCAGUACUAUCCUUCUACCUCCCCAAAACCAUGUUCGACGUGACGACAGACCGAGGACUGACGAUCCUGCACAACCUCGCGCAGGCGAGCCACUCGCACGCCCAGGGCAAGGUGGGUAGCGGCUUCGACAUUGCCAGCGCCGUGUACGGGAGCUGUUUGUACAAGCGAUUCUCGCCCUCGCUGCUAUCCGCGUUGCCCGUGCCGGGCGCAGCGGGCUUCGGGGCGAAACUGCGAGACCUGGUCGAAGGCGAGUGGGACACGGAGAUCGCGCGGAGCCUGAUCAAGAUGCCUGCGGGUCUGCGGCUGGUCAUGUGCGACGUUGACUGCGGCUCGGAGACGCCCGGCAUGGUGAAGCAGGUGUUGAAGUGGAGACAGGAGAACGCGACCGAGGCGGAGGGUAUCUGGCAGCGCCUGCAGGGCGGGAACGAGGCGCUCGCGGCGGAACUUACGCGUUUGGCUGAGCAGGGCGCCGAGGAACCGGAUGGCGCGGGCAAGUAUGCGAAGCUGAGUGUCAUCAUCGAGGAGAACCGUGGAGCGAUCAGGGAUAUGGGCGAGAAGAGCGGGGUCCCGAUUGAGCCGCCGCAGCAGACGCAGUUGCUUGAUUACUGCACUAAGAUCGAGGGCGUGGUCGGGGGCGUUGUGCCGGGCGCGGGCGGAUUUGAUGCCGUUGUGUUGCUUGUUGAGAACAGUGAGGCUGUGAUGCAGGAGCUGAAGAGGAAAUUGAGUGAGUACCGACCUGAGGAUACGGGCGCUGAGGGCCCGAAGAUUGGGAGGGUGGGCACCGUGGACGUCAGGGAGGAGAUGGUGGGUGUCAAGAGGGAGGAGUUGGGGCUGUACAAGGAGUGGACUAUGUAAGCGUGGGGUGGGAAAGGGCCAGUAAAAGCACAUGAGCGUUGUUGCUUGACUUUUAGUUGAUUCAGUAGAUGCACCUAAUAACGUUGUCCGCUA
Messenger RNA from Didymella exigua CBS 183.55, 1709 nucleotides. Its product is annotated as Phosphomevalonate kinase. The transcript has 2 exons. Lineage: Eukaryota; Fungi; Ascomycota; Dothideomycetes; Pleosporales; Didymellaceae. The record is from RefSeq and is a predicted model, not a curated record. Gene Ontology annotation, biological process: isopentenyl diphosphate biosynthetic process, mevalonate pathway; ergosterol biosynthetic process. Gene Ontology annotation, cellular component: peroxisome. The coding region runs from base 228 to 1616 and encodes 462 amino acids. Gene Ontology annotation, molecular function: phosphomevalonate kinase activity; ATP binding.